Molecule: messenger RNA, 6942 nt
Organism: Mercenaria mercenaria
Lineage: Eukaryota; Metazoa; Mollusca; Bivalvia; Venerida; Veneridae
Product: multiple epidermal growth factor-like domains protein 6
Exons: 18
Coding region: 144-3341 (1065 amino acids)
Biological process (GO): heterophilic cell-cell adhesion; establishment or maintenance of epithelial cell apical/basal polarity
Cellular component (GO): plasma membrane; protein-containing complex
Source: RefSeq, a predicted model, not a curated record
CUGUUGCCCGGAUAUGAUUAUUAUAUAUUGUUUAAAAUUUGCUUUAGAACAUUCACAUGAUUAAACAAUUAUGACAAGGCAUUUAUCUUUUUUGCUUACGAAUUUUGACUUCAGUAUCCUGGUUUGUUUUCUAUAUCAAAAUAAUGGAUUAUAAAUUUUAUGUUGAAUUUGCAAUAAUCGGCUUGGUAGUUGGAACUGUGACGGCUGUCGAACCUGUAUUUAAAGACGCCAUAAAUAAUAUAACGGCUAUUCAAGGGGACGAUGUAAUCUUACCAUGCACAGUUCUGAAUACAUCGGCCAAUAUUGAGGUGAAUUGGACGAACCCAGAUUGGGUACAGUUGACACAUGGUGAAAACGUGCUGUUGAAUGGUGAGCGGUAUAGUGUAGAACGCCAAAGUACAAGGAAAUGGGAUCUAAAAAUAAAAAGUGUUGACUUUCCUGAUAGCGGUACCUAUGUAUGUGAAAUCAAAAGCGACACGCCACAGAGGAAGAGCGUACAUUUUACUGUCAAAGCACCUACCGUUAUAAAUCUGGUUGGAUCAGGAAAUAAGACAACACAGCCUUCAACAACGCACUCUUCAACAACACAGUCUUCAACAGCACAAUCCACUCUAACACCGUUCUCGACAACACAGUCCUCAACAAUACUGCCUUCGACAGCACAGUCCAUUCUAACACCGUUCUCGACAACGCAGUCCUCAACAAUACUGCCUUCGACAACACGGUCCCCAACUACAGAGGACCCCAAAACAUGUUCGGGUGUGCGGCCUUGUCAUAACUCUGGCAUCUGCGUUAAUGGCACGUGCAAUUGUAUCAAUGACUUCAUAGGUAGUUUCUGCGAGGAACCCACAGUCUGUCCUCCUAAUGCCUGUAAAAUAAAUAAUACUAAGAACUGCUCUGUAGAGCUGGAAAAUGGUUCCUUCGUAUACAAGUGCAAGUGUCUUCCGUUAUAUAAAGGCGAUCAUUGUGAAAUAUAUGACUUUUGUGAAUUGAAUCCGUGUAAUAAAACCAACGAGCAAUGUGUGUCGCUGUACAAACAAAACAGUUAUGAAUGCCACUGUAUACGUGGGGACCCGAAUAACGACUGCAAACUGAAUGAGGGAGACAACUGCCUUGCGAAGCCACCUUCCAACCCAAAUGCGUACAUAACAUGCAUUGAUCAAAUAGAUUCGUUUAAGAUGUAUUGCAGUCCUGGUUAUUCUGGGGAGAAAACUGGUUGUCUUAAUAAUGAAAACUUGGAGUUAUAUUGUGACCGAAACGGACCAGGGUACUGCAUUGAUGAGGGCUACUGUAAGCCACUGUGUAAUGCAGACGUAUGUAACGGUACAGAAAACUGUAAAUUCACGGCAGAUCCUUACAACACAACCGGUUUCGAUACGAAAUCAGAAUGUGUUCAGGCUUUCGGAGACGGCUACGACCAUCCAAACUGCCACGCAGAAGAUACGCUAUUUGAUGGAUUUGACGCAAAAAUAAAUGGACUUGAAGACUGCAGCCCAUUUUUCGACACAGUUUGCACACGUGACUUCGGUAACGGAGACUGCAAACCGGGAUGUAAUAAUGCUGACUGUCUUUUUGACGGCUUUGAUUGUUCGAACGACACUGAACUUGCUGGAGUGGUAGUUGUAGAAAUCAAAGGGCUAUUAGAAGCUCAUCCGAACGUCUUACAGAACAAUAUAUCAAUGAUGUUGCGAUCUGGUGUCAAUCUUACAGAAGAAACAUCCAGAGAUGAACCUACGACGCUCCUUUCACUGAAGAUUACAGAAACAGAAUUUACCGACAUAGAAUAUGCCGGCAAGUUUUUGGCGGCCGUCGUUGCUAAGCGACCGGGAUGGUUGAAUGGUGUUAAAAUAAAGGAUAUUUUUGUUUGCCCGGCUGGAAGUUACAGCAGUACGUAUUCUGACAAGUGUAGGAGGAAAUGUAGCACGUGCAAUCAGGUCUAUGACAUCUGUGACUGGAAAACAGGGAGGUGUUUGCACGGGUGUUUUAAUAAUAAUUUUUAUGGCGCCAUGUGUAAGCAGUGUCCGCAGAAUUGCGUCGGUGGCUGUAAUGAAAAUGGACACUGUAAUACCUGUCCAUCUGACAGACACGGGAAAACUUGUGAACAGUUAUGCGAUGAAAAGUGUCAAAGUGGUACAUGCACUCGUAACACUGGCAUCUGUGUGUGUAAAGAUGAAUACUACUGGUCAGACCAUGAUAAAAGGUGUGUUAAUUGUAGUGAUGGAUGCAAAAAGGAUUGUGAUGCGUCGUCCGGUUCAUGUAUUUGUAGGGAUGGAUACUAUGGCAGCAUGUGCACUUCUCAUUGUAUGGAUAGGUGCUUAAAUGGGACAUGCCACGUGAAUGGGACAUGUGACAAAGGGUGUGACCCAGGUUAUUAUGGCCCUACGUGCGCUCUUGCAUGUCCUAGUGGGUGUAACGCAUGCUCACGAGAUGGCAGGUUAUGUGAAGGGAACUGCAAACCAGGAUAUGAAGGGUCCACGUGUGAAAAGAGUUCCGGUCAAAGUGGAUAUAUUAAUGACGUAACUGACAAUACUGGUUUAAUCAUUGGUGUCGUUAUUUCCCUGCUACUUGUUGUCCUUAUACUCACUGUUGCCUACUGUUACUGGAAGAAACGAAAGUCUGGAGAUUACGUGAUGGGGGACGAGGAGAUGGAAGAACCACCGCCAAAAGAAUCGAAUACAAUAGACGAGCAUACAAACAUGCAUAUGCAACCUACUUCUUCGUUACUUGAGCACUCAUCAGAUAUGAUAGAACUUGACGAGAAACAAAAUAUAGCCGUAUACGCUGGUCCCGGACGAGGACAAACUGCAGAAGAUGGAGACAAGAUGCCAAAAGACAAGGGGCCAGGCGAAAAAGAGCAGGAAUCCGGCAAGGGGCAACCAACAGAUGACAAUUCAGGGGAUGCAGCAGACAACAAAGCAGAAGAUACAGAUAAAAAGAACGAGAAAUGUACGUCUUCGGUGGUAAUUGAAAUAGGUACAGGAGGUAGGGUGUUGUCUGUAUCUGACGGAGACGAAGCACAGUCACCUACUCUAAACAAGGAAGUUGAGCUACCUAUUGGUGAAGAAGAAGAAAGUAUUGAAGACGACAGUGCAUUUGCUAACCCACCUCAAAGUCCACUGGGAGAGGUUCGAGCCCCAUUAGCUUCGGAGGAAAAUAUUCUUGCCAUCUUAGGUCCUAAAGAGAUUGAACGAGACACUGCUGAUGAGCCUGUGGGAUUAGAUGAAGAGCUAGCAAAGGAGGAAGAUAAAGAAUCAAAAAGGUCAAGCAGUUCGUCUAGUUCCAGCUCAAACUCUAGCAAAUCUAGCAAGGAGGACAAUCAUGAGAUUGCCACGGAAACGUGACCUUGAUAUUAACACAUCUAGUUACAUGUAUUUAGAAAUUUAUACAUUGUAACAGGACUGUAUAAAAACGUUACGCACUAAAACGACAAAAGAAAAUCAAAGAAACAUUGAAUGAUGUAUACAAAAUGCAAUAUGCAUUUGAAUAAGACAGUUGACUUACAGUAUGUAAACUGAUGUCAAACAUCGAUAAUGCAAUGAAGUUUGUUUUGUUAUAUUAUUAUUUUGUAUGUUUGUGCUAUUUUUAUAUCCUCUGUAUUUGUGAGGCAAAAGGCGUUCUGUAUGUAGUGGUUUCAUUUUUAUCUGACACACACUUUACCCAAUGAUUGGAAGACUACAACAGUUAACAGUUGUGGAGAGAAUACUAACGACUGUUAUAGAACUUUUUACGUUUUAUGUUUCCUCUAGUAGACUGUAUUGUAUCAAAGGAAAGUGUAUUUCUUCUAUGUAAUUCUGUGUACAGUAUAUAACUGAUGUAAAAAAGAUGUCAAACACUGAAACCAAUAUUUUUUUAACAAGAGCUGUCUCCAUAGGAUGACACUUGCCCCCGAUGGCACUUUGAAUGAAUAGUUAUGGCCGAUGUUAGAGUUUAGGACCUUUUACCUACGGACCUGGGUCUUGCGCGUGACACGUCGUCUUACUGUGCCACACAUUCAUGCGUAGUUAUUUUAAAAUCCAUGCAUGAAUGACAAAGAUAUGGACCGGACACGACCAUCAAUGCACUAUCAUGAAAUAUGACCUUUAACGUCUAAGUGUGACCUUGACCUUUGAGCUACGGACCUGGGUCUUGCGCGCGACACGUCGUCUUACUGUGGUACACAUUCAUGCCCAAUAAUUUUAAAAUCCAUGCAUGAAUGACAAAGAUAUGGACCGGACACGCCCAUCAGUGCACUAUCAUGAAAAAUGACCUUUAACGUCCAAGUGUGACCUUGACCUUUGAGCUACGGACCUGGGUCUUGCACGCGACACGUCGUCUUACUGUGGUUCACAUUCAUGCCAAGUUAUUUGAAAAUCCAUCCAUGGAUGACAAAGAUAUGGACCGGACACGCCCAUCAGUGCACUAUCAUGAAAAAUUACCUUUAACGUCUAAGUGUGACCUUGACCUUUGAGCUACGGACCUGUGUCUUGCGCGCAACACGUCGUCUUGCUGUGGUACACAUUCAUGCCAAGUUAUUUGAAAAUCCAUCCAUGGAUGACAAAGAUAUGGACCGGACACGAAAAUUGCGGACAGACCGACAGACUGACAGACUGACAGACGGUUCAAAAACUAUAUGCCUCCCUUCGGGGGCAUAAAAAUGUUUAAAUUUUUAUAAUUUUAUUUUUCACAUUUAUUCUCUAUGCUGGCCUGAAAAUGAAACUGACUUAGAUAGCUUGAAAUAUGAUGUAGAAAUAUCACACUUUAACGUUGUAUAGCACAUGUUUGUAAUUUGAAUAUUAUAGGUUUCCUUCAAAAAUACACCUUUUUCCUGAUUACAGGAAAACAAUAGCGCUGAAAAUGACAGAGAAGCUGGUGGCAAGAAACCUGUGUACAUUGUAUUAUUUGUUGAAUAUUAUGUUAUUUUUGUAUUUUGUUCUAGAAUACGUGUAGUGGUUUGUCUGAUUUGAAAAUAGCGUGUUUGUUGUCUGAAGUCAGCUUGAAGUUCAUGUGCUAUUGUAAAUAAGUAUGCCCACUGGCAGAAUGUCGAGCCCGCCAGCUGUCUAAGUGUGACUUUGACCUUAGACCUAGGGACCUGGUUCUUGCGCAUGACACUCCGUCUCAUAUUGAUGAACAUUCAUACCAAGUUACAUCAAAAUCCCACUAUGCAUAAAGAAGAGAUGCUCCAGACAAACUUCAAUUUGACCUUUGACCUCCAACUGUGACCUUGACCUUUGAAUUAGGAAUAUGAGGUAUUCACAUGACACUCCUUCUCAUUGAGGUAAAAAUUUAUGCCAAAUAUAAACAAGAUUGUUCCAUGCAUGUCAAAGUUAUGGUCUGGACAAAAUCGGACGGAAGGACGCACGCACAUACACCGACCCGCCAAGAGUGACGACUUUUGUUUCUACAUUAAGGCAGUUUCUUAUUAUGAAUAGCUAUUUUUGUUGGCUUUUAACAAGUGAUUACAUUUUUCUUGUUUUCCUUGCAAGGCAAGUAAAUGCCGUUAAGCAUAAUGCACAACGCACAAUUGUUUGUAUACAUCAUUAUGUAACAUGCAAAUCCCAGGACUGUGUAUAUAUAUUUCUAGUUUAUCAGCAAACACAAAACAAAAUAUCAAGUUUGUAAAGGGACAACCUAUCAUUUUUUUAUAACGUGAAACAAUAAAAAAUGUCAAUUUAUUUUCAAUAAUUUCAUAACGAAGGAAGACGUCUGAUAGACGAUACCAUACAUGUUUUCUUACCAGAAAUUUUUUACACAAAAAUGCAGAGAAUGUAUAGUGAAAGUUAAGUCUGAAAUGAAAGCGAGUAUUUAAUCCAACUUGAACAUUAAAAUAUAAUUCAAAUCGUUAAGUAAGUUUACAUCUCCAGAACUAAGAAUACAACAUAUUUCUAAAAAUGGUUUUCACAUUUCUGAUAAAUACCUUAUCACACUUGUUUUCUGUUAUAGAUUUUACUCAUGUAAUACAUUCUUCAAACACAUCUUUUAUGACAGUGUUAAAUUACACUACAUAAUCUUGAUUUUUUGUGCUUAAGACAUAAUUUAAUGUGUUCUUAAAGUUUUUGAUGUUUUAUUGAGCUAAACUAUUACUUGUCAUAAUGUUGAUGUUUUCUUACAUUAAAUUACUAUAGAAACGUGUAUACAUCAGAAGUACCCUGUAGUAGCUGUUUCACAAACAACAUGUUUUAUUGAUAUAUAUAAUAGAGACAAGCAUAUCUCAUUACAGUAUUAAAUUACUUUAGCAUUGAUUUAUUCAUUGCUUCAUGUCAUUCUUAUUUUGUAUGAUAUUUUGUAUGAUAUACAUGUGUCGCAUUUUUAAUAUUGAUGACUUUAUCAAUCAGCUUUAGCUUCUAAGUAAGAAUGUUGGAAGGUGUUUAUUUCACGCUUAAAUUUUCUGACAGAUAACAACAAUGAAGAGGUAGAUGGGGAGCCUAUGCUAAUAACGUUUUGACAAGUGAAAUACAUAUGGUAUAGGUAUUAUACUUUAUCUUUAAACUGACAUUCAUUGGUGUAGAAAUUCUCCAAAAACAGCCCUAAAAUGCAUGGUAUGACUUCAUACAGAUCAUGCCCAUCAUCAGUUGUAGAACUGACUUUAAAGUUUUAAACUUAAAAAGUGAAAUAUUCCCCUCCAUGGUCCAGUGUGGCUGUCUACAAUGUUUUUGUUGAGAGUCGCCGCAAGUGCCUUUCUGCAGAUACUUUGGCAUGAGAGUUCUAAUGGUAACAUCAAACAAAAGGAUGUCUUGAGAUUUCAGAGCAUAACCAAUGCCAAAUAUUUGAUAAAGCCAUCAAUGCAUUGAUACAGGCUUUGCUGAAAAUAUUAAUCCUUUUCCUUUCAUUUAUGUUAAUGCCUUUUUAAUUAGAAGCUGUAUUGUAUUUUGGUUUCAGCAUUUUUAGAUCAUUAAAUUCAGAUGCUUUGCUUUGUCAUUCCUAAUAAACAUAAUUUCUACGGAAAUAAGAAAGAAACUACAUAAU